AUUCAGUAUUCACGCUCUCGUCGAUCCGAUUUGGUGGGAGACGUGGGAACUAUUCGCGAAAAUAUUUCGUGCGCAUAUUUCGAAAGUCUAACGGACUGUUUAAAAAAUUUUUACAUUGUUUAGUGUCGUUUCGUUGCCGCUUCUUGGUUGGAACUUCAAGAAAAUGAAGACGGAGGACAAAAAUAACGUAGCGAAAGUGCGUCUAGCUGUCAUAGGAAAAUCACACGUCGGCAAAUCAGCACUCACUGUUAGAUAUUUGACAAGACGAUAUAUAGGAGAAUACAGAAGUAACACUGAUCUUCUCUACAGACAAACUGUAACGAUAAACAGCAUACCUCUGGAGGUAGAAGUGGUGGAUGUUUGUAGCUGUGAACUAUCUCUCUUUCCCGAAGAAGCUAUAUACUGGGCUGAUGCGUGUGUCGUUGUUUAUGACGUCACAUGCAGGGAAUCACUAACGCAUGCCACUGAACUUCUACAGCGAGUGACUCAACUCAGAAGUCAAAUGCCAACUGUUCUUCUAGGGAACAAAUGCGAAUUGGAACAUUUGAGACAAGUCGAAGAGGUGGAAGGCCGAACAAUAGCCAUCCAAAACAAAUGCCAGUUUCACGAAGUGUCAGUCGCCGAAAACUCCAAAGCCAUCUACACAGCUAUCGACACCAUCCUCAACGAGUGCCGGUCUGUGCAGUCAACUCAAAAAACGAGAAAAUUCUCAGUGUCUAAAAUGAUAGGGACGCUUAUAGGAAGUACGAACGGCAAGAUAUCUCCCAACACAAAUCAAGGAGGCACAGUCGUCGUCUGUCAUAAAUCCGACCUCUACAAAUCUAGAAUCCUAAGAAGGAGGCAGAACUUUACAGCUACAGCUUCACUCUGACUAUCGCAGGGGCAGGACAGUACUGCUCGAUAAUUUUUCACCAAGAAUUGGGAUGCUGUUGACAGUGUCGUAUCGUGGGAAUUAUUGGUCUUUUCAGUUUUAUGGAAAGUUCGCAGCUGGAGUUUCCUCUUUUGAGCUCAAUAAAAAAAUAAUAUUAUUACAGACAAAUUUGUCUUGUUAAUAAUGUGAACGUUUUUUAUAUUUGAUUUUCGAAUAACUUUGUAAAGGUUUUCCGAUAGAAUGAUACAAUUUCAGAUGGUCAUAUUGGUAACACUGUGUGUUAUUUUUUGACAUUUCUUAUGUCAUUUAUGUUUAGUAGGUUAUGUCAUUCGAUCGUGGAAAGAUCUACUAUUCAACAUUCAGCCAUUCAUGAAUUAUUUCACUAUUCAUCAUAUUGACAUAAAAAUGCCAAAAAUUAUUACACAGUGUUGCCACUAUACCCAUUUUGAAUUGUAUAAUUUCUAUUGAUAAACCUAUAUUAUCCUUUUUCAGAGGAUAUUCUUCUAAGGUAUAAUACCAAAAAAUAAUUUGUUAGAUAGAAAAACUUAGUGUUGAUGAAUGUUUUCAAAAAUCAAAGGAAUAUUUCUAAUAGCCUCAAAUUGUUAUGAGAAGUGUUCCAACAUAUAUCAUUAGUUGAUAUAAAAAAUCACUUGGCUUCUGUUGAUCGGGAACUAAGGGAUUUUUAAAAUUUUACGUGAAUAUCAAAAUUAUUCUUCAGAAUUUGCCUUCUUUAAUAUAAUUAUUCAAUUUUUGAGUAAAAUCAAGAGAAUUUUUUCCAAAGCACACAGAAUCUGAAGAAUAAAUCUUAGAUGAAAAGAUUGCCAAAUGAUAAUAUUCAUAUCUAUCAUUUAUAGUUUCCAUAUAUCAGUUUCUAGAAUUUAAAUUUCGUCGUAGAAAUCCAAUCGAUGCUUCAAAUAAUUUCACAAUUCUUAUUAGUUGACUCUAGUACUAAACUAAGAGGACUACCAAAAACUUUGAGUUUCUGAAGGAAAAAUACCAGGCCAAGGAUAACUAACCUUUUUUUUUACAAAAUUUAUUUUACAAUACCUCCAGAACAAUAACAGUUUUGAGAACAAUAAAGAUAUUCUCUCCAUCUAGGGUCUAAGCCAUAAUUCAGAUUACUUAAGUAUGACGUCACAUCAUAUUUUAAUUGAUGUAAUAAAUUGUGAUAUUAUUCUACAGAUGAUAGUGAGGCAGAAAAAAAUUUCGAAAUUUCAAAAAUUUUUUAAGUAAAUCAAGGAUAGAUGCCAAAAAUGUGUAUAUAGUAGUAUUUAUGUGUAGGUUUGCUACUCAGACUGUGAUAAUAGAUUAAUUAAAUGAUUUUGUAAAUUUGGAAAUUAUAUGACUUAUUGUCAUUAGUUUUAUAAAUUAUUUGAUUUGAUGCAAUUCUUAUGAUUCAAUUGUAUGAAAUAUAUUUGUAUUUAUUGAAA
Molecule: messenger RNA, 2301 nt
Organism: Harmonia axyridis
Lineage: Eukaryota; Metazoa; Arthropoda; Insecta; Coleoptera; Coccinellidae
Product: ras-related and estrogen-regulated growth inhibitor-like protein
Exons: 5
Coding region: 164-871 (235 amino acids)
Molecular function (GO): GTP binding; GTPase activity
Source: RefSeq, a predicted model, not a curated record